CAAGUUUUAAUUACUAAAUUUAAAAUGUUGGCAAAAAUGUCAAACACACACACAAGAAGAUGGUCUUCUUUAAAUAAAUGGAUAGUAGGCAGACGAAUGUCUUCUAUACAAAAACAAAACAGGCUUUUCUUCUCUCUUCUUCUACCAAAGGGUUUCUCAACCUCAUACAUAAUCUCCACCGCCAUGAGCCACCCGAACCACCACCAGCAGCCGCCGAGCUAUGUCACCGACCCAAACACCAUGUUCGUUCAAGCAGAUCCUUCCAACUUCCGAAACAUCGUCCAAAAACUCACCGGAGCACCACCGGAACUCUCCACAGCACAACAGAAGCUUCCUUUAACACCGAAGAAACCAGCCUUCAAGCUCCACGAACGUCGUCAGUCAUCCAAGAAAAUGGAGCUGAAGAUCAACAACGACUCCUUCAGCCAUUUCCGCCGAGGGUUCCUGGUCUCUCCCGUCUCUCACCUGGACCCAUUCUGGGCGCGCGUGAGCCCACAUUCAGCGCGUGAGUAUCCUCACACACCACCGGACAAUGAGGAGCAAAAAGCUAUCGCGGAAAAAGGGUUCUACUUCCUUCCGAGUCCGAGAAGCGGGGCUGAGCCAGCACCGAUGCUUUUGCCUUUGUUUCCUCUUUCUUCUCCCAACGGCACUAAUCACCGUAAUGAAGAUGAUUAUCGCGACUGCUAAUCAUAAUUUGUAGUCAUAAUUUCAGUUUUAGGCUAUAUAUUGAUCUUAAGCUGGUGACAUCUCUGUUGCUUUUUACUUUUUGUUAGGGAUAAUCUCUCUUUUUUAUUAUCAUCAUCAUCCCUCGUAAUUAACUUGUUGAAGGGUCAACUAUUUCGCCGCGUGUAGUCCACUAUCAUCAGGAUAUAAAUAUUUAUUCUACAAGUUCUUUCUGUGACAAAAGAAAAAAAUCUACAAGUUCUUUUUUUCAUACUCGGCAAGGAAGCCAAAAUCAUUUCACAAGUAGAUGUUUAAUUUAUUUAUUUAUUUAUUUUUUUUUUUUUUAACACAAGUAGAUGUUUAAUUACAGCUCCAUUUUGUACACUAUAUACUGGCAGCUUUAUAUAUCAAACAAUUGAUUUUGCUUACAAAUGAGUUGAUGCAUGAGGGGGAUGUGAAUGAAUAGAUAACCUAUAUGUUGACCUUUUGGGUUAAGGAAGAAAGUAAAUUGAGGUCAGUUCUUUAGGGCGAUAGGGUAGACAGUGUGUAACAGUGUUCCGUUCAAUUUAAUUUGUGUGUGUCAUGAAGCUGCCAGCCGUUGGAUUUAAUGACAAAGCUGUGACGCAGAAUGAAGCUAUUUCCUCUUCACAUCCAACGGCUAAGAUUAAUUAUAUAGAUGAAAAAAGUAGUGGUAUUAAUAAUAGAUGUUACUUGUAACAGAGGGUGUCUCUGCCUCUCACUUUAAAGUCAGUUGUCAGUCUAUCUUCGAACUUUGCCCCCUCAGGUGUAAUCCAAAUUUGAAACCGCUUUUCAAAUCCUAGCCGUCCAUUUGUCAAACCUAACAAGUGCCCUCACAAGCCCAUUUUGAGUUCAAGAGAAGCAUGAUUUACUGAACCUACAAUAACAAACUUAAUGGGUUUCUUAUACUCUCAGCCCAUUCAGCUUUCUUAGGAUCCUUUAUAUUUCAUAUAAGUUUUGUGUUGACAUUUAAAAAUCUGCCUGUAUUAGUACCCUCUCUUUAUUAUGUCUUGUGUGUUGAUUUUACGUUUUCUCUCAGAAUAGAAUGAAUAAAAGAUUAUCUCUUUUAUGGAAAAAAUCAUCCAACUUCUCUCUAGACCUUCAAAAACUGAUAUCGUCUUCCGGCGGCCGGUAGGCUAAUCGCCACCGGUUGCCAUACUCUUUUGUGUUUUCUUUUUUGGUGUAUUAUAUUAUCUUCCGUUUAGCGGAUAAUGGUUUUCGCUAGGCGACUUAUAUUUCGUUUGACGAUUUUGUUGUGUCUUUUCAAGCCAAUAUCGAACUUGUUCUUCAUGAUUAUCUUGUGCUUUCGAUUUGGUUUGAAUAAAUAAGUUUUAGAUAUAUCCAUAAAAUCCUCUUUGCUUGCUUUAAUCAAAAAUCCCGAAGCUAUGUCCUUAGUUCUUCUUUUCUCAUUUUAGCUUGUUUUACUUCAAUGGAUUAUAAAUCUACAUGAUUUAUGGCCACACAAACUGGGCUUUGCAUGUAGUAUUUCUUUGUUUGUAAAUCAAGAGAUUGGGAGUGUCUUGGCGAUGGUGAGAUCAGAUCAAGAAGAGUUGGGGUCUUAUGGAUGUCCUAACAAAUGAUCUAUAUCUUUUCCUCCUUCAACCUCCCCAGAGAUACGUGAAGAUGGUGACUGAAGAAUAUGGUAAUAUGCGUAGGUAGUCUGCAAAGAGGAUAAUCUCAGAGGAUUUCUGAAGUCUGUUGAUGGUGGUAAAUUGAAGCGGAGAAGACAACGGUUUAGAGGCGGAUAAGACACCGACUUCGCGGCGGAGGAUACACCGGCAAUAGGCGUGUUCGGAAGUUGGUGGAAGAUGCUAGAUCUAUCUCCUAAAUGAUGCCACGUGGUCCUAAUCUCUUUCGGUGGAAGACUCGUAGACCAAUUCUCAUCUCAUCAAUAUAUUUUCUUUCCGAUUAAGUUUAAUAUAUUGGGCCUUUAUGUAGACUUUUAAAUCCUCUGUACCUUGCCCAUUGGGCUUUAUGAAAUGAAAUAUGUUCAAAAAAAAAAAAAUCUCUUUUAUGGAAAA
Molecule: messenger RNA, 2702 nt
Organism: Brassica napus (rape)
Lineage: Eukaryota; Viridiplantae; Streptophyta; Magnoliopsida; Brassicales; Brassicaceae
Product: VQ motif-containing protein 11-like
Exons: 1
Coding region: 25-687 (220 amino acids)
Source: RefSeq, a predicted model, not a curated record